CUUCUCAUUCACUUGGCUCGCACGGCGCAGACGGCACAGGGAGCACACACCGCCAGGCUGUGCGCAGAGUCGGAGCCAGAGGCCGCGGGGACACCAUGCACGCCCCCAACUGAAGCAGCAGCGCCUCGAAGCCGCAGCUCCCACAGCCAGCGGAUUUCAGGGAGCUCGGACUCAGAGGAAGCCUUACGGAGAGAGCUCCGCGGACCCCUCCAGGAUAGUCCUCACCCGACGCUCUCCUGCAGACAGGAGCGCAUAGUGGCCCCGGCUCGCGGUGCCAUGGAGCGGAUCCCCAGCGCGCAGCCGCCCCCCGCCUGCCUGUCCAAGGCGCCCGGACUGGAGCCCGGAGACCUACCAGGGAUGGAUUUCGCCCACAUAUACCAAGUGUACAAGUCGAGGCGAGGAAUAAAGCGGAGCGAGGACAGCAAGGAGACCUACAAACUGCCGCACCGGCUCAUCGAGAAAAAGAGACGUGACCGGAUUAACGAGUGCAUCGCGCAGCUGAAGGAUCUGCUACCAGAACAUCUCAAACUUACAACUUUGGGUCACUUGGAGAAAGCCGUGGUUCUUGAACUCACCUUGAAGCACGUGAAAGCACUGACAAACCUAAUCGAUCAGCAGCAGCAGAAAAUCAUGGCCCUGCAGAACGGUUUACAAGCUGGUGAGCUGUCGGGGAGAAACAUCGAAGCGAGUCAGGAGAUGUUCUGCUCGGGUUUCCAGGCGUGUGCCCGGGAGGUGCUGCAGUACCUGGCCAAGCACGAGAACACCCGGGACCUGAAGUCCACGCAGCUCGUCACGCACCUCCACCGGGCGGUCUCGGAGCUGCUGCAAGGCGGCCCCUCCAGGAAGCCGUCGGACCCAGCUCCCAAAGCGAUGGACUUCAAGGAGAAACCCAGCUCCCUGGCCAAAGGCACCGAAGGCCCCGGGAAAAACUGCGUGCCGGUCAUCCAGCGGACUUCCGCUCCCUCGAGCGGGGAGCAGAGUGGCAGCGACACCGACACAGACAGCGGCUACGGCGGAGAGUCGGAGAAGGGCGACUUGCGCGGCGAGCCGCCGGCCUUCAAGGGCGAUCAGGGACGCAGGUUCGCCGCGGGCGAGAGGAUCGGCGCUAUUAAGCAAGAAUCCGAAGAGCCCCCCACGAAAAAGAGCAGAAUGCAGCUGUCAGACGAUGAAGGCCAUUUCCCCAGCAGUGACCUGAUGGGCUCGCCGUUCCUGGGCCCCCACCCGCACCAGCCUCCCUUUUGCCUGCCCUUCUAUCUCAUCCCGCCGUCGGCGACUGCCUACCUGCCCAUGCUGGAGAAGUGCUGGUACCCCACCUCCGUCCCCGUGUUAUACCCCGGCCUCAACGCCUCCGCGGCAGCCCUCAGCAGCUUCAUGAACCCGGACAAGAUCCCGGGCCCCUUGCUCAUGCCCCAGAGACUCCCUUCCCCCCUGCCGGCCCACCCGUCCAUGGACUCUUCGGCCCUGCUCCAAGCCUUGAAGCAGAUCCCUCCCUUAAACUUAGAAACCAAAGACUAAACUCUUCGGGGGAUCCUGCGGCUUUGCUCCCCAUCUUCCCUACUUCCAAACGAAACGAAACAAAACUGUGUUUGUGAGAGAGGCGAAGUCGAUCCAGGGUGUGUGCCGAGACGGUCUGGGGCGUGGAGAGGGGAGCUGGGGUGUGUGUGCGUGUGCAGCGUGUGUUGGUUUAGGACGCGAAAGCUCCUCUCAGCCUAGGGAAGACCUGCCGUGGGGAGGUUUAGAGGGUUUAGAGGGACUGCGGCAGACCCCUGGGCCUUUCCUUGCCCGGCAAAUGCUCCCUCCUCCCCAUACGAAUCGGCUGGAUGUUCAAAAGCUUCGAAGUCUCAGGCCGUGAGUCAGUCUACGCUUUGGGAGCCGGGUCUGUGGCUUUGAGAAAAAGGUACUUUCAAACGAGGGCUUUCCAGAGGGCAGUUCCCAGCCAGCCAGCUCUCCUGACCCCACCCUCCUCCCUGUCAUUGUCUCCCUGACUCACCAGACAGGGACGGGGCAGCCUGACCAGACCCGAGCUCUCUGCAGAGCGGCGAGGUAGCAGACACAGGCAUGGCACGGUGGUGGCUUGGGAGCUUCCGCAGGUCUGCUCCCCACCCCUGCCUCGACGAACAAAGAGAAUGUAGUCCCCUCCUCGGCCUUUUCCUGAGUGACUAGCUUACUAAGGAACCGAAAGGGCCCCCUGGUCCAGGCCGAGCUGCCAGGGGCCGAGGGAGAAGUCCCCGGGGACCUCUGACACCUGUUUCUAGCUGUCACCUAGAAACAGUCUUGCUGUCCAGGGAACCAAACCCCAGGUCUGAGAGACGCAGACACCUCAGUUCCAAGCGCCCCAAAGUGCAUAAAACUGAGUUUCAAGCAGAGCUAGAUCCAGUUCGGUUCCCUCCUAAAACUCCUUCUAACACAGCUUAGCUUCUUAAAGGCCUAACCAGCCCUUGGACAAGAAGAUCCUCUCUGCAGGCUAAUUCCCCUCGCCCGACAGCAGAUGGAGCGUCCUUAUUGCUGAAAAGGAGUCCGUCUCCUUCAGAGAAGCUUUAUUUUUGGUCCAGAGUUCUUGUUUUCUGACUCGUCCAGCUAGCCCUGCACCAGCUUUUCAAAAUGCACUAUGCUCGAGCACCGAUUGUGUUUUAACUCUUCCUUUUCCUGUUUUUAUUUUGGUAUAAAGUCGUUGCCUUUAUUUGUAAAACUGUUAUAAAUAUAUAUUAUAUAAAUAUAUUAAAAAGGAAAAUGUUUCAGAUGUUUAUUUGUAUAAUUACUUGAUCUACAAAGUGAGAAAAAUGAAUGUAUUCCUGUUUUUGAAGAGAAGAAUAAUUUUUCUCUAGGGAGAGGUACAGUGUUUAUAUUUUGGAGCCUUCCUGAAGGUGUGAAAUUGUAAAUAUUUUUAUCUAUGAGUCAAUGUUAAGUAGUUGUUUUAAAGUACUUAAUAAAAUAAUCCUUUUCCUGUGGAAGAGAAA
This is a messenger RNA of Pteropus alecto (black flying fox), 2957 nucleotides long. RefSeq names its product basic helix-loop-helix family member e40 (gene BHLHE40). Gene Ontology annotation, biological process: regulation of neurogenesis; anterior/posterior pattern specification; regulation of transcription by RNA polymerase II. Gene Ontology annotation, molecular function: protein dimerization activity; RNA polymerase II cis-regulatory region sequence-specific DNA binding; DNA-binding transcription factor activity, RNA polymerase II-specific. The coding region runs from base 277 to 1515 and encodes 412 amino acids. The transcript is spliced from 5 exons. Gene Ontology annotation, cellular component: nucleus. The record is from RefSeq and is a predicted model, not a curated record. Lineage: Eukaryota; Metazoa; Chordata; Mammalia; Chiroptera; Pteropodidae.